Messenger RNA from Danaus plexippus (monarch butterfly), 923 nucleotides. Its product is annotated as collagenase-like. Gene Ontology annotation, biological process: proteolysis. The record is from RefSeq and is a predicted model, not a curated record. NCBI's taxonomy places the organism in Eukaryota, Metazoa, Arthropoda, Insecta, Lepidoptera, Nymphalidae. The coding region runs from base 21 to 848 and encodes 275 amino acids. The transcript has 5 exons. Gene Ontology annotation, molecular function: serine-type endopeptidase activity.
GGUCGCCACAUUCUGUGACAAUGAAACUCCUCCUGGUUGUCGUCGGUCUAGCCGUGGCUGUUUCAGCCUACGAGCCCAUAAACAAUGACUACCACAACACCAUUGGUGUUUACGAAGCUGCUCGUAUCAAACAGGCUGAAGAAGCUGCUGACUUUGAUGGCAAUAGGAUCACAGGAGGAAAUAUUGCAUCACUUGGACAAUUCCCAUACCAAGCAGGCCUUCUUAUCAGAUUGCAAGACGGAAGACAAUCGGUUUGCGGUGCUUCUCUCAUCAGCAACUCUAGAUUAGUUACGGCAGCUCACUGCUGGGUUACCGGCGGCGCCUCAGCUCGUCAAGUGACAGUUGUCCUUGGCUCAGUCAAUCUUUAUUCUGGUGGUACUCGUAUCAACAGCAACAAUGUCCGUCCGCACCCAAAUUACAACAUGUGGACUCUUGCCAAUGACAUUGCCGUCAUCAUCAUCAACUCCGUUAGUUACUCCAAUAACAUCAGGAAUAUUGGUCUAGCAAGUGGUAGCAAUCUAUAUGUCGGCUCAUGGGCUACUGCUUCAGGUUUCGGCCGUUACGCUGACAACUCUGGUGUAUCUACUAGCCUCAGGCAUGUGAACUUGCAAGUUAUCACCAAUGACGUAUGCAGACGUACUUAUGGAAGCACCAUAAUAGCUUCCAACAUCUGUGUCGCUACUCCCAACGGACGCAGUACCUGCGGAGGAGACUCUGGCGGUCCCCUGGCUAUUAGCAACACAUUGAUUGGAGUCACAUCUUUCGGUCAUCGUGAUGGAUGCACUCGCGGACACCCCGCCGGUUUCGCUAGAGUCACAUCCUUCAACUCAUGGAUCCGAUCCAUCUAAACCGUUAACAUGGAGGUGCCUUGCAAUUAUAUUUUGGUUGAUUGUUUGGAAUGUGAAUAAAAACUGAAUUCAGAA